This is a messenger RNA of Hyalella azteca, 2673 nucleotides long. RefSeq names its product flocculation protein FLO11. Gene Ontology annotation, molecular function: serine-type endopeptidase activity. The record is from RefSeq and is a predicted model, not a curated record. The coding region runs from base 1 to 2424 and encodes 807 amino acids. Lineage: Eukaryota; Metazoa; Arthropoda; Malacostraca; Amphipoda; Hyalellidae. The transcript is spliced from 8 exons.
AUGGCGAAGAAAGGAGCUGCUCGAGCGCCCCCUCAUCUCGUGCAAGGCCCUGGCGGCCAUCUUAGCGAUGCUAGAACGACCAAAAUUGCCCAAGGAAUCAAACGCAAGUCACUGCGUCGUAUGUCUGAUGUGACCGAAGCUGAACUUGAGACGCUGUCCGCUGGAGAAAUGAAUUCAGCUUUCCUUGCUUCAUAUGGAGAAAAUCAAACAACGGAAUCGGACCGUAUGGACUGGAAAAUGAAAACAACGCAAAGACGAUACUCAAAAAAUUCUGAUGUAACGAAGAAUUUGGAAUUUAGAAGAUUUUUUAACGUGAACCUGGACAUUCCAACACUUUUUGUCGGCAUGCUGGCUAUACUCCUGAUCCUCGCGACUCGAGUUGACUCUGACGUGCAAGCCUUGGAUUCACCACAGGAAGCGAGGUACCUCGUGCAAGCCGCUCCAGCUACGGCGACCGAUGGGGCUCCGGACUCAGGACAACAGAUUCAAAGUUGCCGGGAAACCCAUGAAACAUCGGAACUCACCGAAUACACGCAAAGUUUAGAAACAGGUAAUACAGAUUUCAGUUCUAACGAAAAAAUUGAAUCUAUCGCAACUUCUGAAAUUAUUGUCACUACUACAUCGAGCUCCACUCCAGAAACUUCAGUGACUGAAUCCAUCACGACAACUACACCAACCGGUGCUGAGUCUUCUUCUGGAACUUCUGAAUCGGGAGUAUCUACAACUGCUGCAUCGCCAGUCACUGGCUCAGCAACAGAUAGAACACAGUCCGCGACUGUCGGAACUGUUGUGUCUGAAAUUGUCACAUCAGAGUCUGCUUCAGAAACAGCAACUCCAGCUAAAUUCGGAACUUCAGCACAAUAUCCGACUGAAACACGAUCCUCCUCAGAAGGAACGACUGCAGCUUCGUUCACAGCAACGAUUGAGUCCACUACGACACAAGCAACAGAAUCGCCUGUUGUAACUGGUACUGAGAGUGAAUCUCAAACAGAAUCAGAAAUCACCACGACAUCGACAGGAAGAUCAGAAACAGCUUCCACUGCUGGCGAGGAAACUCCAGUGCCAACAACUGUUGAACACAGUGGAUCUGUCACAACUUCAGGAAUUACUACCACUACUGCACCGAGCUCCACCUCAGAAUCUUCAGUGACUGAAUCCAUCGCGACAACUACACCAACUGGUACUGAGUCUUCUUCUGGAACUUCUGAAUCGGGAGUAUCUAUAUCUGCUGUAUCGCCAGUCACUGGCUCUGCAACAGAUAGAACACAAUACACGACAGUCGGAACUGUUGUGUCUGAAAUCGUCACAUCAGAGUCCGCUUCAGAAACGGCAACUCCAGCUACAUUCGGAACUUCAGCACAAUAUCCGACUGAAACACAAUCCAACUCAGAAGGAACGACUGCAGCUUCGUUCACAACAACGAUUGAGUCCACUACGACACAAGCAACAGAAUCGCCUGUUGUAACUGGUACUGAGAGUGAAUCUCAAACAGAAUCAGAAAUCACCACGACAUCGACAGGAAGAUCAGAAACAGCUUCCACUGCUGGCGAGGAAACUCCAGUGCCAACAACUGUUGAACACAGUGGAUCUGUCACAACUUCAGGAAUUACUACCACUACUGCACCGAGCUCCACCUCAGAAUCUUCAGUGACUGAAUCCAUCGCGACAACUACACCAACUGGUACUGAGUCUUCUUCUGGAACUUCUGAAUCGGGAGUAUCUACAUCUGCUGCAUCGCCAGUCACUGGUUCAGCAACAGAUAGAACACAAUCCACGACAGUUGGAACUGUUGUGUCUGAAAUCGUCACAUCAGAGUCCGCGUUAGAAACGGCAACUUUAUCUACUUCAGCUACUGAAUUCAGUAGCGAAAAUCAUGCUCAUGUAUCAAGCGUUCCGUCGCAUGUCUCUGGAAGUCAUCAGCUGAAUCCUAGCACUAGGGAAUCAACUCAAGAAUCACAUCAUCUCUCAUCGUCAGCGUCGUCGUCCUCCUCAGGCUUCGAGUUGAGCUUCAGCGCUGUCAUGUGGACAACCCCACUGAUCACCACCACGACAACACCACCACCACCCAUCCCCUGCCAGGACAUCACCCUCACCAAAGAACAACGCAUCAUGACCAUCACUUCGCCAUACUACCCCAAACUCUACCCUUGCAACUAUCACUGUGACUUCCGCAUCACGAGCCCCGAAGGCACACACAUCUUUAUGGCCUUCGAAACGUUGAAGGUUGAAUACACCGAAAAAUGUACUAAGGACUACGUGCAGAUCGAAGGCCUGAAGGAUUACUUCGGCGUUAAGAUGUGCGGCACUAAGCUCCCACCGAGCUGGAUGACCCUCGUCUCGAAGACCAACUAUGUUGACGUGACCUUCCAUAGUGAUGGCUGCAAGCAACUCCGAGGCUUCAAGAUGUUCAUUAAAAUUGCUUAACGUUUUCAACGAAGAAAACGUUACCAGCUGGAUGACCCACGAAGGAUGACCCUAGGAUAUCUCGCAACUACACACUUGGUAUUGAAAAUUGUUAGGAAAUGUUCGUAUACACGCACAUCUCAUUACGGUUGACAGUAAAAACCUCAAUAUUGCUGUACUUCAACCGUACAUUAGCCAACACACAACUUGGUUUUGAUCAAGUGUUACACAUGCUAUGAAAUAUUGAGAAAUAUAACAGAUUGCAAUUGA